GAAAGCAAAGAAUAGCUUGGCGUCUGUAAUCAUGAUUCUGGUAUUCAUCUUCAGUAUUUUAGUUGCAGCAACUAAAGGGUUCGAUGCUGAUGCUAUUGUUCAAGCUGCAUGCGCUGCAAGUGCAACCAAUAGUCAUUUUGUAUCUGCUAUUCGGAAACCAUGUGGCACAGGACCAUCAUGUAACACCAUUUGUCAAAAUGCUAUCAGCAGUAUGAGAGCUAUCUAUGGAAAUCAAGGAUCAGCCACGGGGAGCUGUUUUCAAACAUUUCAUUUUUACUACAAGUACUCUCCCUUAACCCCGGAACAAACAGGAUCAGCGCAGUUUGCGAUGUACAGAUAUGGAAAUGGCUGUGGUUCGACAGGAUGUGGUCCAAACUUCUGUUGCUGUCAGGCGUAAAUGGCUUUGUAAACAAUAUUAUUAUGUUUUAUUUUAUUUCUACAUGUUCCUAUUGCUGAAUAAAUCAAAUAUCUUAACGUG
Messenger RNA from Saccostrea echinata, 478 nucleotides. RefSeq lists its product as uncharacterized. The transcript is spliced from 3 exons. The coding region runs from base 32 to 397 and encodes 121 amino acids. NCBI's taxonomy places the organism in Eukaryota, Metazoa, Mollusca, Bivalvia, Ostreida, Ostreidae. The record is from RefSeq and is a predicted model, not a curated record.